Molecule: messenger RNA, 3633 nt
Organism: Dreissena polymorpha
Lineage: Eukaryota; Metazoa; Mollusca; Bivalvia; Myida; Dreissenidae
Product: NF-kappa-B inhibitor cactus-like
Exons: 2
Coding region: 171-1232 (353 amino acids)
Molecular function (GO): protein binding
Source: RefSeq, a predicted model, not a curated record
GACACUACCAGUUGGUAGCGAAUGAUACAGCGUAUGUAAGUUUAGGUGCGCGUGUAGUUAUAAUACAUAUAUUUAUAUCAGCAUGACAUGUUAUAUCUAAGCUCGAAAGAUUUUGUCGAUUGAGUGGAAUUAGUUCUAAUAGGUAUUCAGGAUCAUAGUAUAAAGCGAACAUGACUUUGACAGGAACAGACGGCAAUGUGGUAAACCAAAACGACCACGGUCAUAACAACAGGUGUCCACAGAGAUCCGACAUGGAUGAGCGUGUUGGAUAUCACAUAAAAAGAAAGUACAGGCGCACGUCCUCUGUUGCUCUUUUAAUUCCCGAAGACGUGGGCUUCCUUAGGACAGACGAAUCCCCAACAAGAGAAGUGCCGACUAAUACGUUUUUCAAAUAUCCCUCGUUGACCUCACUGUGCGAUGACCUGGACUCGUGCGAGCUGUCAGAUCUCCAAUUUAGUGGAAUACAAGAAUCAAACAGUAUGCACAUAAGCAAUGUACGGUGUGCACAGGAUGUUGCCUGCAAUAGUGAAGACUUAUUUGUAAAAGACGAGGACGGCGAUACGGCUUUGCAUCUUGCAAUUAUUUUGGAAUACCUUUUGUUGGUUAGUAAAAUAAUUCAAAUGGCCCCAACGUAUACGUAUCUCUCAAUGCGAAACAAACUAUUCCAAACGCCACUUCACUUGGCGGUCAUUAUGAACCAGAAGCACAUCGUACGUAAGCUUGUGUGCGCAGGCGCAGACGUAACGGCAGUCGAUAGGAACGGAAAUACGCCGCUUCAUAUAGCUUGUCGUGAUGGGUUGUACGAAAUAGCUCGUUAUUUGUUAGAACCAGUACGAUACAGCGAAAUCCAAUGCAAUCCUUACGAUAUACCUUAUCAGAAAAUUCCGCAGGAUUUUGAUAUCGCAAACUACGACGGAUUGACCUGUCUGCAUCUGGCAGUCAUGAAUGGGCACAUGGAUAUACUGCAACUCCUCAUCGAACGCGACGUAGACUUGAACAUGAUUGAGCGAAAAGCGGGUACAACUGUUCUUCACAUGGCUUGUAUUAGCGGUGACGUCAAACUGGUGCGGACGUUAAUGAGUGUUCGGGCAUGCAAUAUGGACGCUCGGACGUACAGUGGGUACACAACCCUGGACCUGGCCCUUUGCUAUCACCAGGACGGGGUAUACACGAUCCUUGCGGCUGCAGGCGCGAAACCGGGUGCCGAAUCGAUGGACAGUGACUCGGACUAGAGCACCCAUAUUAUUGUAUUAGCUAGGAUAACACAAUUAUUUUUCGGUUGAGGGUAAAUGGUAUAUGUGUUCCAUUGACAUUAACCUAAUUUAUUUUAGUGUAAAUACUAACUACGUUUUAUCGUGUGUUUAUGCUGCACCCAGUACGUUCUUUUCAUGUAUUUAUACAUUUAUACUGUAAAAGGCCUGAGUUUUAAUAACUAGAAGCCCAAAUAACGUCUUACAAUUUACAGCUGAAAGUAUCUAAAACAUCAACAGUUAGCUUACCCCGCUUGUAAACAUUGGAUAUACGUUUACUUGUCUUCGUAUUGUUUGAAUUUUGAUAGUUUAACAGGCAAAUGCGUCAUACACAUAUACAUAUAAUCAAAAUGCAUGCAAAAAAUAAUUACAAUUAAAUCAACUAAGCCAUUAAAAAAUCAAUAGUUAUUUAAAAGCGAUGCUUGUUCUUGACUGUAUUGACCCGGAGUGUGCCCCUGCACUCCUACCUAUUUAACUUACAAGACUCACGAAUGUAAGGACGAAUUGUGAAUCAUAGUUGCAAUUACGAGCUAUUUUGCUGUUACUGAAAGUUUUUAAAUGUUGGUUUGGUCUUGUGCUGUGGAGAAAGCCGGAGUACCUGGUGGAAACCCCACCUGUCCGGUAUGGUGACCACCAGCCGGAGUACCUGGUGGAAACCCCACCUGUCCGGUAUGGUUACCACCAACAAUCAAACUCACAUGCUGCCGGGAACGGGCAUUGCACUUUGGUCGCCUAGGUGAAAAGCGAGUUUACCAACCACUGCGCUAGCCGGACAACACCAGAAUAGAUUGACUAUAUCAAAUAAUAUUAAGACAUGUACAUCAAUUAUAAUUGAAUUCGGUUUGUAGUAAGAUAUGGUUGUUCAAUACAUUCCAAAAUUUGAUAAAUUGAUCUACAUUUUGUAACACUUAUGCUCUCUGUUAUACAUGUAGUCAUAUAUUUUGUAUCUUUAGCAGUCAAUACGCUGUAAUGUCAUAUUUACUCUGUGGAUAUGUAGUCAUCAUAAGUCUUUUGCUAUAUUGGCAUUGAGUGUUUGAGUCCUGCUGGUCAGGGAAAUAUGUAACAGGUAAAGUCGUACGGCUUCGAUUGUAAGUUUAUUAUAUUUUUAUACGAGAUUAUUACACGUAUUAUUUAAUUGAUACAUGACAUACGUUAUAUGGCAUUUUUGAAACAUUUGUUCAAUAAUUAUUUUUUAAUUAUUGUAAAGGUUUAAAAUUAUGCGCCAUUGAAAUUGUUGCAAAUUCACGUGUUCAAUGUUUCUGAUCAAGGUUGUUGUUAUUACUGUUGUUAUAUAUUUCAGUCUGUGACUGGAUAGUUAUCUUAUGUUGAUAUUUCUUAAUUUUAAUGGUGCUCAUCAAAUAAAUUGUGUAAAGUUUACAUGUUAUAAUGGUAAAUAUGUUUUAUGGUGCUUGUCAAAUUAUUUUUGUGAACUUUACAUGUUAUAAUGUAAAAUAAGAAAGUUAUUUUUGUGUUUAAAAAGAUUUCAUGAUAGCGUAUGUACGUUUAUGUACGUCUGUUUGUUUUAUUAUGUGUUGCUCUAUGCGCUGUUUUGUUUUUUGGCAUAGUAUUAUAUAAGUAGUCUCAACUCAUAUGAUAUUAUAUUAAAGUCGUUGAAAAUGUCGGCAUGAUAUUUUGUUUCUUCUGAAAGUGUGCAGGUUGAUCCAUUAAAUCAACGUAUAUUUAUGCAAUAUGGAAUUCAUAUAUUUGUUUCAAUUAGACUAUUUGAAAACACAAUCUUAAUUGUUGUUUUCUUAUUUAAAACAGGUUUAUAGUUAAAUGGCGUAUUAACAACCUCCAUACAAUUCGUACAACAUUCGUUUGAUAUUAUUUAAUUUGUAUCGGUUUAUCCCUUAACAUUUGCUCGGCGCUCAUGGCAGUUCAAUAAGGGAGUAAAUGAUGCAAAUGUUGGUUCAGUGUGUGUAAAAACGAAAAAAUAAAGCACACAAACACAUUAAUGAAACAUGUACAUUUUUAUGAUUCAGUUGAUUUUUUGAUUACAUAUUCCCUCACAUAUUUGUGUCUUUUGCAAUGUAUAAUUGGUUUAAGUCAAUGUACGUGUAUAGUAAAUUACGAAUGAGUGCAAUGACAAGUGCAUACUAUUUGCGUUUAUAACAAGCUUAUAUUGUCUUCCUUUUAUUUUUAUGCCCCCGAAUCGAAAGAUCGGGGCCAUAUUGUUUUUGUCCUGUCUGUUUGUGUGUCAUUCAUUGUGUGGGUCCCAAAACUUUAACUAAAACUUUAACCUUCGUUUAAGAUUGGUCAUAACUUUUUUAAUAUUAAAGAUAGCAACUUGAUAUUUGGCAUUCAUGUGUACCCCAUUAAGCUGCACAUUUUGAGUGGUGAACGGUCAAGGUCAAUGUCAUCCUUCAAGGUCAAAAGUCAAAAA